This is a messenger RNA of Carassius auratus (goldfish), 2300 nucleotides long. RefSeq names its product gastrula zinc finger protein XlCGF8.2DB-like. The coding region runs from base 223 to 1161 and encodes 312 amino acids. Gene Ontology annotation, cellular component: nucleus. Gene Ontology annotation, biological process: regulation of transcription by RNA polymerase II. Gene Ontology annotation, molecular function: DNA-binding transcription activator activity, RNA polymerase II-specific; RNA polymerase II cis-regulatory region sequence-specific DNA binding. The record is from RefSeq and is a predicted model, not a curated record. The transcript is spliced from 3 exons. NCBI's taxonomy places the organism in Eukaryota, Metazoa, Chordata, Actinopteri, Cypriniformes, Cyprinidae.
GCUAAAUUAGUCCGCCUCCGCCGUUAAGCAACCAAAGAAGAAAGAAGAAGAACGUCAGCCUACAAUCCUCUGAAGGACUGAAACCUUCAGUUUGAGAAACACCCUUUUAUUUUGAUCUGGCGAUGUGGCGUCAUAAGGAUGCGUCGUGCUCCUCCAUCUGUUUUAGAAAGAACAAAGCCCCUGCUGAAGCAAUAAAGAUCCAUGUGACACGCUAUUAUAAAGAUGGCAUUUAUUAAAGAGGAGAGUGAAGACAUGAAGAUAGAAGCAUUCAGAGUCAAACAAGAAGAUUUUGAGGAACAAACAGACCUGAUGGCGGUGAAAGAGGACAGUCAAGAUCCCAAUGAAACAGAUGUGAAAGAUUUGCAUGAAAAACAAGAUUUCUUUACUGGAGAAAUCUCUUUUUGUUGUUCAAAGACUGAAAAGACGUCCUCUCAAAAAAGUGCUCAGAAGACUGGAACUCUGAGUCAUUUAACUUGCCAACAGUGUGGAAAGAGUGUAAAAUCAAGAGAAAACCUUAACAUUCAUUUGAGAACUCACACUGGAGAGAAGCCUUUUAUCUGCCACCAGUGUGGAAAGAGCUUCCCACGAAAAGAUAAUCUUAGGAUUCACAUGAGAACUCACACUGGAGAGAAGCCAUUUGUAUGUGGUCAAUGCGGAAAGUGUUUCCCACAUAAAGCAACUUUUUAUACUCACAGGAGAAUUCACACUGGAGAGAAGCCUUACACCUGCCAACUGUGUGGCAAAACUGUGAAUCGAAAAGGAAAUCUUACGGCUCACAUGAGAGUUCACACUGGAGAGAAGCCUUUUGCAUGUGAUCAGUGUGGAAAGAGUUUCGUACGUAGGGAAGGCCUUAGUAAGCACAUGGAGAUUCACUCAAGUGAGAGCUGUUUUAUUUGCCCUCAGUGUGGAAGUGUAUUCACAGACAAGAAACUCUUUGAGAGCCAUUUAAUAACUCACAUGGGACAGGAGCCUUUUAUGUGUCAUCACUGUGGAAAGACUUUCACGAAAAAAGCAAAUCUCAAGACGCACAUGAAAAUUCACACUGGAGAGAAGCCUUUCACAUGUGAACAGUGUGGAAAGAGUUUCAGACAGAAAACAACCCUUUAUACCCACAUGAGAGUUCACACCACAGAGAGACCUAUUCGAGUAUGUUUAGUCUAAGUUUACAGUAAUUCCACAAACAGCGCUGCACAGGCCUUCUCUGACUCUCAUUGAGUCGUGUAGCAGUGGCAUGCUGUCCGUGGCCUGCGUCACACUCAUCUGAUUCACACAAGGCUGUGUGACGAGCUCUAAUAUUCUGAGUCGCACACAAAUGUUACUGAAAACUAAUGCGUGCGACUGAAUGUUUUUUUAGGUGCACCAGUGCGACUGACCAGAGCAUAUUUGUGUUAACGCUGAGGCGUGCUUUAUAGGUUUCUAAGUGUAUUUGCAGUGUUGAGAAAUGUAUCACAGACAUAAACAAAGUAGACAUAAUGUAAAUAAGAGAUUCAUCGUGCAGUUUAAAGAGCUUGAUGGACUAUAAUGGAACUUUGUGAGAUUGCGAUGAACUAAGGAGUGACAGAUUUAAUGAUUAUAAAGGGAGUUUGUAAAUGUGAUAUUGAUUUAAUAGGCUACGACAGUUCAAUAAACAAUAAGUUAAUAUUAAGUGAUUUUAUAUCUGACUGUUGCCAGUUUUUGCUUUUUCGUCAACGAAAAUAUUUUGAAACAGUCAAGUCAUCUUUAUUUAUAUAGUGCUUUAAACAAAAAAGAUUGUGCAAAGCAACUGAACAACAUUAAUUAGGAAAACAGUGUGUCAAUAAUGCAAAAUGACAGUUAAGGGCAGUUCAUCAUUGAAUUCAGAGAUGUCAUCAUCUCAGUUAAGUUGAGGACGAGGACGUCUUUGUGCUGUCUAAGAGGUUAAAUAGUAUCUGUGUGUAACCCCUCUCUCCCGGGUCCUCACCGCAACACCUCACAAUCGCUCUUGGGCCUUGAACCCAGGUAUCCAGCAUGCGAGGCGGACGCACUAACAUGGAGUCUAAAUGGCUGAGCGUCUGUCACUAGUGCGUCUCUUGAGAUCUGGGGGUGAGGUUUACCAGCACAGUACCUACUCGCUGGCAUCCGUUACUCUCACACCCCAAAUCUAAACCUCACUCCCAUCUGGGUCACGGCACCAAAUGAGACAGAUCUUGUCACUUUUGUAACUGGAUCUGGUCUCUCUCCCAUAUUCUGCUUUGUGAUUUGACCAAUUCAUUCACACAUCCUUCGUGCACUCAGAAGAACAGGAGUCAAUGGGCUCAAUUUCCCAAUAAAUGCAAGAACAC